UUAAAGGUGAGUUGGUCAGAGAGGCAGACGCGCUGCAGUGAAGACAAGUCUCCGUGUUUCUGAGAGAAAAGUCAAAGUGACGUCAUCAGGUGUUCCUCAGCAACACAGCAGAGUCUCUUGAGAACACAGACAUGGCUUCUUCAAACUAUGGUCCAUCUGAAGAUCAGUUCCUGUGCUCCAUCUGUCUGGAUGUGUUCACUGAUCCAGUCACCACAUCAUGUGGACACAACUUCUGCAUGAACUGCAUCAAUGAACACUGGAACACCAGCGACCAGAACCUGUGUCCAAUGUGUAAGAAGGACUUCACCACCAGACCUGAUUUGAGGGUCAACACCUUCAUCUCUGAGAUGGUUGUUCAGUUCAGACAGUCCACUCAGCAGAAAGCCAGCAGCAGCAGCUCAGAGCAACAAGAGUCCAAACCAGGAGAAGUUCCCUGUGACGUCUGCACUGGAACCAAAGUGAAGGCCCUCAAGUCCUGCCUGGUGUGUCUGGUCUCCUACUGUGAGACUCACCUGGAGCCUCAUCUGACAGCUUCACGCCUGAAGAGACAUCAGCUGAUGGACCCUGUGGAGAACCUGGAAGGCAGGAUGUGUACGAAGCACAAUAAACCUCUGGAACUGUUCUGUAAGAGCGACCAGACGUGUGUCUGCAUGCUCUGCACUGUUUUAGACCACAAGAACCAUGAGUAUGUUCCUCUGAAAGAAGGAUAUGAAGAAAAGAAGGUUGAGCUGAAGAAGACAGAGGCUGAAAUCCAGCAGAUGAUCCAGAAGAGAAGACUGAAGAUUCAGGAGAUCAAACACUCAGUGGACCUCAGUGAGGAAGAUGCAGGCAGAGAGAAAGCAGAAGGUGUUCAGGUCUUCACUGAUCUGAUGGAGUCUGUUGGAAGAGGCUUGAAGGAGCUCCUCAAAACAAUAGAAGAGAAGCAGGAAACCACAAAGAAACAGGCUGAAGCUUUCAUCAGAGAGCUGGACCAGGAAAUCUCUGAGCUGAUGAAGAGGAGCGCUGAGGUGGAGCAGUUCUCUCUCUCUGAAGACCACCUCCAUCUUCUCCAGUCCUUAAACAUCCAUCAGCCACCACCCACCAAGGACUGGACAGAGGUCCGUGUUUGUCCUUCAUAUGAGAGGACUGUGGUGAGAGCUGUGUCUCAGCUGGAGGAGACACUCAGUGAAAAGAUGAAGAAGGUGCUUAAAGUUGAUCUGAAGAAGGUCCAGAAGUUUGCAGUGGAUGUGACUCUUGAUCCUGAAACAGCUCAUCGUCAUCUCAACCUAUCUGCCAAUGGGAAACGAGUGAAAUAUGUUGACGAGAAGAUGACUCUCCCAAACAACCCAGAGAGAUUUUUCAACACUCCUUGUGUUUUGGGGAAAACAGGAUUCUCUUCAGGCAGAUUCUACUUUGAGGUUCAAGUUAAAAGAAAGAUUGAGUGGGAUAUAGGAGUGAUCAGAGAGUCUGUCAACAGGAAGAAAAUCAUCUCAUGGUGUCCUCAGAAUGGUUACUGGACUAUAUGUUUGGAAAAUGGAAAUGAAUACAAAGCCUCUGAUGAUCAUCAAGUUGAUCUCUCUCUGAAGUCUCAUCCUCAGAAGGUGGGGGUGUUUGUGGACUAUGAGGAGGGUGUGGUUUCCUUUUAUGACGUAGAAGCUGCAGCUCUCAUCUACUCCUUCACUGGAUGCUUCUUCACUGAGAAACUCUUCCCGUUCUUUCAUCCUGGUUCUGAAGAAUCUGCUCCUCUGAUCAUCUCUCAUCAGCGUAAACUAAUGUACUCUUUCAUGUGAUGAUUUCAUUCAUUGUACAUAUUUUUUGUAAAUACUUUUUCUCUUAAUCCCUGUAUCAUGAUCCUUAUGGGGAAUAUCGAUUUCAACCUUUUGAAUCCAGACUUUUUAUUUUCACUAAAUAUCCAAAGCUGAAGUUUGACUUUGAGUAAAUUAGCAAAACAAAUCAUUUCCGAUGUCUAUUACCUUUCCAUCAUGUUCACAGGAUACACUUUGUGUUAUUGCUGUACUGCAUAAAAGGUCCAUGGACAAAGUGAUUUAAUAAUAUAGAUGCAAAUUUUAUCUUGGUGUGAAAAGUGGUUUGAAUAAUUAAAAGUCAAUUUGUGGAUAUUGUAAGAUGACUUAAAAUAAAGAUUUUUUAAUUUGAUUUUGUUGAUGAACAAGUUACUUUUGUCUUAUAAAUAAAACCUGAGAAUCAAAUACUGAACAGAAAUAACUGCACAUUAUAUUCAUAUAUGUUAAU
Molecule: messenger RNA, 2229 nt
Organism: Pungitius pungitius (ninespine stickleback)
Lineage: Eukaryota; Metazoa; Chordata; Actinopteri; Perciformes; Gasterosteidae
Product: E3 ubiquitin-protein ligase TRIM39-like
Exons: 2
Coding region: 132-1769 (545 amino acids)
Molecular function (GO): protein binding; zinc ion binding
Source: RefSeq, a predicted model, not a curated record